Messenger RNA from Dendrobium catenatum, 981 nucleotides. RefSeq lists its product as uncharacterized. The transcript has a single exon. The record is from RefSeq and is a predicted model, not a curated record. The coding region runs from base 1 to 981 and encodes 326 amino acids. NCBI's taxonomy places the organism in Eukaryota, Viridiplantae, Streptophyta, Magnoliopsida, Asparagales, Orchidaceae.
AUGAAAAGAAAAGGAGUAGCCAGUAGUCCUCUAGAGAAGGCUUUUAAUUUGCAGCAGCGAGAGGAAUUGGAUGGUGAAAUAGCAAGGAUGUUUUUUUCAGCGGGACUUCCUUUCAACCUUGCAAGGAAUCCUCAAUAUAAAAAUACAUUCAUUUUUGCAUGUAACAACAACCUCGCAGGAUAUGUUCCACCUGGCUACAAUGCAUUAAGAUCGAAAUUAUUAGAAAGAGAAAGAGCACAUAUUGAGACAUUGCUUGAACCAACAAAAGGAGUGUGGAAAGAAAAAGGUGUUAGUUUGGUGUGUGAUGGUUGGACAGAUCCUCAAAGAAGACCCCUUAUUAAUUUCAUGGCUGUUACAGAGAAUUACCCAAUGUUCAUUAAAGCAGUGAAUUGUGAAGGAGAAUACAAGGAUAAACAUUUUAUUGCCAAUUUGAUUAAAGAGGUGAUAGUCAUGAUUGGGCCUUCAAAUGUUGUGCAGGUUAUUACAGAUAAUGCACCGGUGUGUAGAGCUGCAGGAUUAUUGGUGGAGCAAACUUAUCCCCAUAUAUUUUGGACACCCUGUGUUGUGCACACUCUAAAUCUUGCUCUAAAAAAUAUUUGUGCAGCAAAGAAUACAGAGGCUAAUGAAAUCAUCUAUGCUGAAUGCCAUUGGAUAACAGUGGUUGCAGAUGAUGCUGUUCUGAUCAGAAAUUUUAUUAUGAACCAUUCUAUGAGACUUUCAAUGUUUAAUGAUUUCUCCCACUUGAAAAUGCUAGCUGUUGCUGAAACUCGUUUUGCCUCUGUAAUAAUUAUGUUGAGAAGAUUCAAACAAAUUAAAAAUGCUCUUCAAUCUAUGGUGAUUUGUGAGAAGUGGUCUUGCUAUCGAGAAGAUGAUGUUGGGAAGGCAAAGUAUGUUAAAGAAAAGGUCUUAGAUGAUUUGUGGUGGGAUAAUGUAGACUACAUUUUGGCUUUCGCUGAUCCAAUUUAUGAUAUGUUGAGAUAG